Amphibalanus amphitrite is the source of this 1814-nucleotide messenger RNA. Its product is annotated as THUMP domain-containing protein 1-like. Bases 277 to 1440 code for a protein of 387 amino acids. Gene Ontology annotation, biological process: tRNA modification. The record is from RefSeq and is a predicted model, not a curated record. NCBI's taxonomy places the organism in Eukaryota, Metazoa, Arthropoda, Thecostraca, Balanomorpha, Balanidae. The transcript has 5 exons. Gene Ontology annotation, molecular function: RNA binding.
UAGAUCGCUCCUCCGGAUGAAUGACGUCAUUGGCUUCGUAAACCGUUCAAAUUUCAUUUGCAGACGACGGAAGACGGUGGUGACCUUUGCUUGUGUCGGGCUUGGUGUCGUCCAAGGCCAGUGUUGGUGUCGUCUGUGUGUUGCGCUUGCUUGGUGUUGCGCGUGGAAAUUGUGGUGCUAGUGCGGUUGGCAUCUAUAUGCGCUAAUCCUAGGUGUUUUCUGAAUCGUUAAGUCAAAAGAAGAUAAGCGAUAAUAGGGUGCUAAACUGCUCUCGUCAUGAAUGAAAAGAAGAGAAAGCAAAAACAGUAUUAUGUCAACCAAGCAAAACGUGCCAGAUUUGAGAAAAGAAAGCUUCACCCAGGUCUGAGGGGCUUUCUCUGCACAACAAAUAAUAAGGAAAGAGAGUGUGUCCGUGAAGCCUAUAACAUCCUUAACGAGUAUGCAAAUCAAAUGUAUGGUGCAGAAGACAGUGUUCAAGAGGAGGUAGCAGCAGCUGGGGGCACAUCACAGGAUGUGGAGCAGAGUCUGGAGGCAGAGCUGGCAGCUCUGAAGGAGCAGAAGGUUUCCAAGGAGCGGAGAUUCCAGCAGGUGGAGAGCGGCGCCAAAAACUGCAUCUUUAUAAGCACUCAGCUGGAGCAGACAGCACCGCUGGUGGAGCGGAUAGCACGCGAGAUUCGCGACACGGGCACCCAGCGGACCCGCUACUUGCUCCGACUCAUCCCUGUCCAGGUCACGUGCAAGGCGACGGAGGAGGACAUCCGGGCGUCGGCCGAGUCAAUGAUCAAAGAGGCAUUCACUGAGAUCGGCGUCAGCUAUACGACCGUCUUCAGGUCGCGGAACCAGGCACAGCUGUCUCAAACGGACGCCCAGUCGGCCAUCAACAGUCUGAUCGAUGCUGUGUGUCCGACCGCCCGGCUCGACCACAAGACGCCCACGCUUACCGUGCUCAUGGAGGUGAUCAGGAACGUCAUCUGCCUGGGUGUCGUGCGGGACUACUUCGCGAUGAAGAAAUACAACCUGGUGGAGCUAGCCAAGGCGGCUGGGGAGGAGGGCGAAGGAGGGACGGGAGAGGGUGAGGCGAACGCAGAGGCGAAGGGAGAGGAAGGCUGUGAUGAGACGGACGGGAAGAAGGAGAGUGAGGUAUGUGAUACGAGUGAUGGCGCGGGAGGGACGAAAGGCGCGGGAGAUGGUGGCGAAAGUGGCGAAGGAGCGACGACCGAGGCCAAAAGUGACGCAGAAGCGGCGACCAAGGACGAGGACGGCGCAGGGGCGGUGGGUGGCGAUAGCGCUGCUGCGGGGGCGACAGCGGGGUCGCCAAAGGCGUCUUCCGACCCUGUGGAAGGGGACAAUGGGCAGUCAUCGGCAGCGGAGGCCGAAAGCGCGCAGGAGCCGACAAAGCGAACGGCGACGGAGGAGCCUCGCGCGGCUGACGCGCCCUGAGUCUCGGGAUCUCGCCGUGGUGAGAAGUGGCGUCAUCCGAAGGCAGUCUUCACAUUAGCGUAGACGGCGCCUGCUGAAGAAUUCAUCGUUAAAUGUUAUGCAGAUGAAGGCUGUCGAGGGACUCAGCACAAUAGAGGCUUGCCCACAGAGUUAAAGCCCUCUCAUGCUCGUCUGCCGGCCCAGAUUGUUUGCUGACGAGUCCUGCUGGUUGUGUGGUGAAAUGUUGGAAUAAUCGCCACGCGCCUGUGGAUGGGAGUGCCGGCGUGUUUUAACCCGGACGUUGUCGGCCCCCGAUAACCUGCUUUCUGGUAAUUGAAAUACAGUGACAUUGCUGGUUUUGUUGUCCACAAUACACCCGGGAAUUGUGACGUUUC